AUGAGCUGUAGUAUUAAGCAGACAACUGGCUCUCUCAGGGGCAGGACCAGCGGCGGCAGCUGUGUGAUCGGUGGUGGUGGUGGUGGCGGAGCGCGCAUCUCCUCGGUCUCCUCUGGAAGAUACACGGCCUGCGGGAUAGGCGGGAGCCGAGGGUUUUCUGGGAGAAGCUACUGCGGUGGUGUGAAUUACGGAGGAGGACUGAGCACCGGCAGUUUGGUCGGUGGAAACUACGGAGGCGGCUUAGGAGCCGCUGUCCUCGGAGGAUGUCCAGGCAUGGGAUUCAGCGGUGGCAGUGCUCGCUUUGGCGGUGGCAUGGGAGGUGGCAUGGGUAUGGGUCUUGGUGGAGGUGGUUUUGCUGGUGAUGGCAUUCUUCUUUCUGGUGAUGAGAAAGUCACCAUGCAAAACCUGAAUGACCGCCUGGCUUCUUACCUGGACAAGGUGAGGUGCCUGGAACAAGAGAAUGCCGACCUGGAGUGCAGGAUCAGGGAGUGGUAUGCCAAGCAGGGCCCUUUUUGUGAGCCACGGGACUACAGCUGCUAUUACAAAGAAAUAGAAGAUCUUCAGAACCAGAUUGUCUGUGCAACCAUAGACAACAACAAGAUCAUUCUGAACAUCGAUAACAGCAGGAUGACAGCCGACGACUUCCGAGUGAAGUACGAGACGGAGCUGGCGCUGCGCCAGAGCGUGGAGGCCGACAUCAACGGGCUGCGCCAGGUGCUGGACCAGCUGACGCUGUGCAGGUCUGACCUGGAGGCGCAGCUGGAGUCGCUGCGGGAGGAGCUCUGCUGCCUGAAGAAGAACCAUGAGGAGGAAAUGUGCUGUCUGAGGAAGCAAUCGACUGGAGAUGUGAGCGUGGAGGUCAAUGCCUGCCCUGGCCCAGACCUGAGGAAGAUCCUGGAGGAGAUGAGGUGCCAGUAUGAGACGCUGAUUGAACGCAACCGCAAAGAAGUUGAGGAUUGGUACGAGUGCAAGAUUGAGGAGGUGAAUCGGGAGGUUAUUACGAGUGGUCAGGAGGUGGAGACGUGCAACAACCAGGUGACUGAACUGAGACGCCAAUUGCAAGCCCUGGAAAUCGAUCUCCAAGCUCAGCUCAGCCAGAGGGACAAUCUGGAGUCCUCGCUGGCGGAGACGGAGUGUCGCUACAACAACCACCUUGCUGAGCUGCAGAGCCAGAUCACCUGCGUGGAGCAGCAGCUGGCUGACCUGCGGGCAGAGAUGGAGUGCCAGAACCAAGAGUACAAGAUCCUGCUGGACGUCAAGUGCCGCCUGGAGCAGGAGAUCCACACGUACCGCUGCCUGCUGGAGGGUGGCCAGCAGGACCUUAUUCAGCAGGGAGGAAUUGGUCAGUCUUCAGGUUUAGGAGGAGGAGUUGCAAGAAGCAGUGGGAUAGGAGGAGGAGGCAUCAUUAGGACAAGCCACACUUACACUUCGUCUGCCCAGAUCCCAUCCUGUGCAGCUGCGGAGAUCCAAGGUAAGAAUUGUUCAACUCUAAACAUUUCCCCAGUCUUCUCUGCUCUAAUGCAACUCUGAUGGGAUGGAAGAAAGAUCUUUCCCACGUAGCUUACAGGUGCUACUUGAAAGUUUUAUUGUGGGGCCCUUGGGAAAUACAGGACAGGAGCCACAGAGGAGUGGCUGAGAGGAGCAUGGACUGUGCUGGAACGCAUGAGAAUUGCCAAAGGGAAGAGGGAUAGAAGGGAGAGGGACACAGCCAGCAGGCAGGCAAGCCAUGGAGAACACGGAGAAAGGAUUGGCAUGAAAUGUGGGACACAGGAAAGUGCAGGAGAAAGAAAAGUACUCAAAAAUCAGGUGGGGGGAAAAAAAAAAAGCAGGAGUCAUGGGAAUACUGGCAGAUAACUACCAGUCCUAAUUCAAGGGGAAACUUCCAGCCAAACUGAAAAGGAAAGAAGGAAAUACAGUGACAGUUGGUCCAGGAGAAUGAAGUGAGCAGGGGCACUGAUCUGGCAUGGACCCCAGUGCCAUUCCCUCAUCCAGAUCGCUGCUGGAGCAGUGUCUGCAGCUUCCACCUUUUGGCAUUUUGAUGCAGCCUGUGCUGCAGCCUGUGACAGACCCAUCUGCCAGGCUGGCAGGAGCCAUCAGAUCUUCCCAGGAAGGGGCAGUAUUUAUCUGAAAUUCUAAUUGAAUUGGCUCAUGAAACGAUCACGUGUAGGGAAUGACAGUGUGGGAAAGAAUCUAUUUUUGCUCUAAACACAGUAAUGUUUCCUUUGAUC
This is a messenger RNA of Prinia subflava (tawny-flanked prinia), 2228 nucleotides long. Its product is annotated as keratin, type I cytoskeletal 19-like. The coding region runs from base 1 to 1530 and encodes 509 amino acids. NCBI's taxonomy places the organism in Eukaryota, Metazoa, Chordata, Aves, Passeriformes, Cisticolidae. The record is from RefSeq and is a predicted model, not a curated record. Gene Ontology annotation, molecular function: structural molecule activity. The transcript has 7 exons. Gene Ontology annotation, cellular component: keratin filament; cytoskeleton. Gene Ontology annotation, biological process: intermediate filament organization; epithelial cell differentiation.